This is a messenger RNA of Spodoptera frugiperda (fall armyworm), 1480 nucleotides long. RefSeq lists its product as uncharacterized. Bases 65 to 1345 code for a protein of 426 amino acids. The transcript has 3 exons. Lineage: Eukaryota; Metazoa; Arthropoda; Insecta; Lepidoptera; Noctuidae. The record is from RefSeq and is a predicted model, not a curated record.
CUCAACUUUUAUAAGACUCGCCAGAAACACUUUCCCUCAGUUUUCAGUAGACUACAGUGAAACAAUGUUCAAAGUUGUGCUGUUAGUAACAUUGACUGUGUUGUGUGUGGUUCAUAGCCAAAGUGAUGAUGGGUGCACACAUUCGGGAUCGCACACAAGAGUUAAACGAGGGAAAUACCGCGGCCCUCCGCUAACAUACGACACGCCACCACCAUUCACACCAUACCGCGGCAGCCGACCCCACAAGGUUAGUAGACGUCCCACUAACCAUGGUUGGGACGAUGACAUAAAUAACCUAGUUAACAACUUAUCUACACAAGAUUUGGAUAAAAUAAUCGAAUUUGCUUAUGAAAAAGAUAAAUAUUCUGAUAGAAGCUAUGACAUAGAGUAUGAAUACUAUCGACCGAGUAAGAGGAAGUAUUCUCACAAACCACCGCCGUUUGCCAAAGAUUACUAUUAUAAUUAUAAUACCAAAUAUUCUGAGGAAAAGCCUUACGAAAUGGAAUUCAAGAAAUACCUAAGUUAUGUGACUGAAGCAACUCCUUUGAAUUAUAUGCCACAACACGACAUGAGAAGUCCAUAUCCUACAGAUAUAGAAUGGAAUCAGGUCAGUUUCCCUGGGUCACAGGACGAUAGGACGCCACCAAGCAAAGUUUACAGUACACAAGACAAUGAACCGACACGAUUCCAAGAAUAUGGACCAGAAGGCACAUCGACUAAUUACAAAGAUUUCGGACCACAGUUUGACCAGUCAAGUUUUGCUCCACAAGGCGGCUCACACCCAUUUGAGACGUUUGGAACACAAGACGACACGGUACCUCAGACAUCUAAUAUUGAUAGUGUUCAGAAAUUUGAAAACCUUCCACCAAUGGCCUACUCAGGUACAACUCCUUCAGAUUUUCCUGAAACGACUGAAGAAGAAACAUUGCCUCCCCCAAUUAACAUGAGAGAAGUAGACUUUGAUGCGUCUUACACACAUAAUGUACCCACCGUUGUGAAAGCAGAUUCUGAUUCGUAUGCAGUGGAGAAUUUUGGCGACUUACCGCUGAUGAAUCACAAUUCUAAGUUGCAUUCAGUCAGUUCAUACCAUGUGCCGCACUACACUGUGACAAAAUCAAAAUCGCAAUCACUCCCACCGCCUCCUUCAUCAUCCUACUCAUCAGCAGCAAACAUCCAGACUCCUCCAGUAGAACCUGCUCCUCCGGUAUCAGCAGCCCAGGAGCAAAGUGAUGCUCAUCUGAAGGCCAUCAAGAUAUGGUCCCAUAAGUCCAAGGGAGCUGCCUACACUCUUCAUGACGAUGGUACUCUGACGCCAGAAUGGCCUCGGCCGAAAUACGAACCGUAAAAUGAUUCUUCGUGAUAGGGAAGUGUUGGGAGACCACAGUGGAGUCCCGGUACUUGCAGUGCAUGGACAUAGAGUCAGUCUGUGGCCAGAACGGAGUGCAUUGCUGAGGAGCCAGGUCGUUCCAAAGGUCUGCCG